AUGAAUAACCUCCCUCCCAUCUCAGAUGCAGAUAUUGCGUACAGCAAUGCCUCGAAUCUUAUGGUCCAGGCAGGUACCAUUUUUGGGAUCGCUUUGGCAAUAACUCUACUACGCUGCUAUACAUUAGCAAUUAUAGCUUUUGGUUGUUAUGUUGCGAAAGUGCCCUUAGGCCCUGGGAAGCAUCUUGCCGUCAUACAACUGGAUCAACCUAGAUAUCGGCAACUACUCAAAGUCCGCUUGGUUCAUCAGAUCUGUGUUACUGCAGGUAUGACAGUGGUCAAGAUCUCUUCACAAAACAAACUGACAGUCUUGCAGCUUCGCCCGCCACCCAUGGGCACAGGCGGCGCAUUAUGUCUAAGUGUCAGUACCUUCAGUCAGAUUGCUCUCUUCAAUUCAAUCGUCAACAUCGCUACCGACUUCUUGCUCGCCCUCCUGCCUAUUCCGGUCAUAUUCAAUCUUCAAGUUCGAAUCCGUAUCAAAAUUAUGCUCGCUCUCGUUCUCUCGCUCGGUAUAUUUGCAUCUGUUGCUGGGAUAAUGAAAGCCCAUCUUGAUGUCGGUAUUUUAGCCGCCUCUUUGCCUACACUCAGGCCUCCGUUCAAUCGCUUUCUUGAAGCUGCGCGAUCAGUCGUACAGAGUCAGCCUACCACAACACCACGAUUCAGCUUCCGAGAACCCGGAUCGUUGGGAUAUGCAAAGCAAACAUAUGAGUUUGGCGAAGUACUCGAGUUAGGGCAAUAUAAGGUUGGAUGCGAAACGACGGUUAGGGUCUCAUCACGACUGCCGGAAGGUCACGAUGCGCGUUCCUGGCGUCUUGACAAAGCGCAUAAUUCUGAGAGUAUCAUGCCACCCAUUCAUGGUUAUGUGAGCCACUCGAAGGAUAUUCUGGUGACCAAAGAUAUAAGUAUUUUCCGACUAGAUCAUGCACACCAAGCUGAGGCUGUGUUCGUCGUCAGGUAUGCGUCUGAGCCAGUCUGCCGCGCCGUAGACACGCGAUAUGUGAGGCGAGAAUCGUUGCUGCAGGAGCAAGGAAUGCGGCAAAUUUCAGUUGCCGAAGGAAGCGCCAAGCACGCUCAUCGCAUCGCGCACAUGGAGUACUUGCAACGAACACCCCAUUGUAAAUUUCAUAGGUUGUCGUAUCAGAGUCCCGGGUGCCACAGAUUCUUCUUAGCGAGAUGA
Messenger RNA from Alternaria alternata, 1176 nucleotides. RefSeq lists its product as hypothetical. The transcript has 7 exons. The coding region runs from base 1 to 1176 and encodes 391 amino acids. Lineage: Eukaryota; Fungi; Ascomycota; Dothideomycetes; Pleosporales; Pleosporaceae. The record is from RefSeq and is a predicted model, not a curated record.